Melampsora larici-populina 98AG31 is the source of this 2226-nucleotide messenger RNA. RefSeq lists its product as uncharacterized. The transcript has 4 exons. Lineage: Eukaryota; Fungi; Basidiomycota; Pucciniomycetes; Pucciniales; Melampsoraceae. The coding region runs from base 1 to 2226 and encodes 741 amino acids. The record is from RefSeq and is a predicted model, not a curated record.
AUGAUGGUAGAACAAGUCGUAGAUUUUUCACUAGCUCAAAAACUCGGAUUUCAAGAAGCCUACAUGGAAGUUUUUAAUUGCAACGAUAAGAACACAGCUUUAUCUAAGUUACACGGAUGUGAAUGGCAUUUCCUGCAGGCCGUUACACGUAUUAAGAAGAAUCAUAAGAUUGUCAAGUUAAAACAGGUGGGCAUGUGGGAGAAGAAAUGCAAAAACUUACUUCUUCCUGACGGACCUGGUGUAGACGACCUUGACACCCGAUUUGAGGAAUUGCGGCGAUUAUUCCCACUGGCCAAGAAAUGGAUCGAAUGGUGGAGUGCAGCAGACAUCCAAUCCAUGCUUUUCCCUGCCCGAAAACAAAAACCUCUCGAUGAUCCACCCUUGCCUGGCGAAGAAAGUGAUGACGAAUCUGAUGGACCUCGAAGACGGGUGGAUUUACCUUCAACCACGAAUGGACAGGAAUCCAUGCAUCGUGUCUAUUAUAUUUUGUGUGAUGGUAAAUGCGAGAUUAUACCGGGUAUAAUCCAACUGAUUGCCUUUGCUCAGUGUAUGGAAAAGGACUAUCAUUUGGUGAAGAAAGGUGUUUCCAUUACUUAUGGAAACACUUCGCAAGACACCUGGCAACAAGUUGUCAAAGCCAUUGGGAUGGCACCACCCACGAAACGGAAAUUCACUCGUAAUGAUGGACGUGCCCCUGACACUACAGAAGAGCUCCUGGGAAACAAAUCAAAAAAAAAGGAUCAACCAAAGAAACUCGGUCGUCCCAUUGGCUCUCAGAACAUCAAUAGAAACCCACUUACUACGUAUCAAUCUUAUUCUUCUGGCAAUACACCUGGAACUCGAAAUAGAUGUUGGCAAACAGCAACACUUGAGACACUAUAUGCAAUCUUCAACCCUACUUGGAGUCGAUAUUUAACAGUUAACAGCACCAACUUAGUGAAUGUGCUUGCAAGGCAUUUCACCGCGCGAUGCACCUUUGAAAUCACUGGAUUAAAGUUUGCCACCAGUAUGACAAGGUGGCAAACUUUGUUACAUAAAGCAAUUCAAGCAACAUCGAAAUCUUACGAGGACGACAAAUUCGCAUCCGCUGACGGGUUCAUUGAGCAAUUACUAGCCCCAGUAAACGACAGAAAAUCGACUCUCAGGCCCCUUUUUGAACACACAAUGAUCAAGACUGUGGCGUGUCUUCGUAAUCCGGAGCAUACGACCAUCAAUUCUCAACGUCGAGCAACCCUUCAUGUCAUUCCAUCCACCUUUACCAAUGCCUCAUUAUCUUAUUCUGAUGUACCCCUAUUGAUUUCGAGAUGGAUGUCCGAUGGUCUCAGCACGGAAGGCGUAUUAUGCGGUCAAUGCCAUCCUGAAAAGAACCGUAAGGCCGGUGUCAGCGUCAAAAAUCCUUCCUUUGUUCAAAAUAUCUUCAAGAUCGAAAUCACGGACCCUCUUAAGGCCCCGCUCCAUCUUUACUUUCAAGUUGACGGCAUUGUAGGUUUGAGUCCUACAGAGCGCGAACGCUACCAAGGAGAAACCAACUGGCCAGCUCGAUUUAAGGCGGGUACAGUUGAUUACUUUUUGGUUUCGCGUGGUUACUGGGCAAAUUACCAUUACUGGGCAAGAGUGGUUUGCUCAAUCGACGGAAUACUUGGUGUAUGGCUUUAUGACGAACGGGAAAAUGGAGGGAUAGCCCAGCUGGAAGGUGCCGAUAUUACCAGCAUAGGAGGAUGUUCUCCGGACACCAGCUGGUUGUUCUACUCGCGGAAGCCACAGGGAGAGGAAUUAGACCAAAUCAAGGCUUCUAUACGUCAUCUUUUGGACAGCUUUCCUGAAAAUACCUCCAAGAUUCCCUUCUCCAUUCCAAGUCAAAAUUUCCCAUUUGGAGGCCAGCUCACCGAAGACAACGAAAGGCUUCCAUCGCCUGAACUCCACAAUACCAAUCUUGACAUUGAUCUCAACCAGACGUCACUAAUCCACUUGGAAGCUGGUAUGUUUUCCGAGGAGGAAGAUGUCACCGUAGUCCCUCAAGACACUGAUCCGACGACGAAGAUUUCAACGACGAAGAUAUCAGUUAUCGGAAAGAUUCGUAAGGCCAAAUCCGAAGUUGCUGUUAAGGGUAACAAGCAGGUGACAAAGGUGACCAAAUCUAAAUCCCAAGUAGCAAGCAAGGGUGCCAAAGACGUGACAAAAGCGAAGACAGGUAUGUCAUCUAUAUUAAAAAAAACGACGUCUUGA